Molecule: messenger RNA, 489 nt
Organism: Tuber aestivum (summer truffle)
Lineage: Eukaryota; Fungi; Ascomycota; Pezizomycetes; Pezizales; Tuberaceae
Source: the annotation of a GenBank genome assembly
GACAAUGUAAUAGUAUUUGAUGAUCCCAAGACAGAACUCAUGCACUUUGACAACAAAACAAGCGACUUUACUACUAACUCCCCUGUCACUCUUCCUCAUGGCACUGUUGUCUUCCCUUCUCAGCAUCUUAGAUGGCUACGAGUUUGGCUUGACAGGAAGCUUUUUUUUAACUACUAUGUGAAAUAGAAGACAGCUGCAGCAACUAGGGCACUUAACAUCAUUUCUAGAUUAUCCAACUCAGAAUGGGGCCUUUCAGCACCAGCCAUGAGGCAACUAUACUAUACCUGCAUUACUCCAAUAGCUGACUAUGGAGUAGAGGUCUGGUGGAAAGGUCAAAUUGGUCUUGCUAACAAGUUACAGAAGUUACAGGCAGAGGCAAACAGAAGAAUCCUGGGGGCUUUCAGAACGUCACCAACUGCUGCAAUGGAGAUUGAAGCAACCACCCUUCCCAUUCCAUUGAGACUUGACAGACAGUGUAAGAGAUAUGCU